Penicillium oxalicum is the source of this 2313-nucleotide messenger RNA. Its product is annotated as putative RING and UBP finger domain protein. Gene Ontology annotation, cellular component: cytoplasm. Gene Ontology annotation, biological process: protein ubiquitination; Ras protein signal transduction. Bases 1 to 2313 code for a protein of 770 amino acids. The transcript has 2 exons. Lineage: Eukaryota; Fungi; Ascomycota; Eurotiomycetes; Eurotiales; Aspergillaceae. Gene Ontology annotation, molecular function: ubiquitin protein ligase activity; zinc ion binding. The record is from RefSeq and is a predicted model, not a curated record.
AUGCCCGCAUAUUUCUACCAUCUCAGUGUCGAAGUCCUCUAUGAUUCUUCUUCCUCUCUCGCACUAGAUUCGAUCUGCGAAGCUCUGCUACCAUUUCAACGGCGAGACCGCGUGUCAUCGUCUGCGUGUUCUGGUAGUGGUGGUAGUGGCGCCAACAACCACCAUUAUCAGAAUAGUGCUUUUCCACCCCCUGCAAACGUGUCUUCAGGAAAGGCAAUCUUCACUACGACUCUCGAUAGACGACCCCCAUCAACCUCUUCUACCUCCCUGGCCACUACCGAACCUGCCGUUUCAUCGAAUCGCUCUAUUCGACAGUCAUCGCCCGCGCCAGCUUUUCAAAAAGGGUACCACUCCGUAUCGCUCAACCGUCCCACUGACCUUGAUACCGACGCUCGCACUGGUCCGAUCCUCGUGGAUUGCAUUGAUAUGGUCGCGCCGGAUGACGGGCCGGGGAAGCGUAAUCCCAGAGGUGGGAGUGCCGCUGCGCCAGGAAAGGAGGGUCAACGCUCAGGAUUCACGGUGAAUGCGGACAAUCUCGUCGCGGCGGGCAUUGGAACCGACAUCCUCGGCGGAUUGCGCACAAAGGGCCGAUAUAUCCCCCUCGAUCGGGAGAUUCAGGAGAGCAUCUGGGGGAUUGUGCAUUUGUACCGUGAUGUGGAAGAGACUCCUCAUCUGGUGGGCAAUGGGGAUGAUUAUCCCACAUAUUUGAAGGGCUCGGCGGCGGCGGCGCGACAUCCUGCAGAUCAGCAGGAUGGCGGGACGAGUCUGUCGGGGGGUGGGAAAUCCUCUGGCGGUUACAGCGCGGCGGGUGGUUCAUCGGUUGAGAGGACUGGCUCGGCUGGGAAGAAGAUGGCGCAGGAUGAGAGCUGCUCGACAUUGUGCAUACUGGCAGUGCCGAGUUAUCUGUCGCCGCCGGACUUUUUGGGGUUUGUCGGGCAGAGGACGAUGGAUGAUGUGAGUCACUUUCGGAUGAUACGCACGCCACGGGCCAAUCGAUAUAUGGUCUUGAUGAAGUUUCGGGGUGCGAAGAGGGCCCAGGAGUGGCAGAGGGAAUGGAAUGGGAAGGUAUUCAAUAGCAUGGAGCCCGAGACAUGCCAUGUCGUCUUCGUCAAGUCGGUUGAGAUUCAAGUUGUUGAACCCGAUUCGUCGUCUGUAUACUCAUCUGUCGAAGCGGGCAUUCAUCCACCACCGCUAAAACAUACCCCAUCCUCCGCUGCACAAGCCACGCUCUCGACAAAACCUCUCGCUCCUCCUACACCCGCUUUGAUUGAACUUCCCACCUGUCCUGUAUGUCUCGAGCGUAUGGAUGAGACCACCGGUCUUCUCACCAUCAUCUGCCAACACGUUUUCCACUGCACAUGCCUCCAAAAAUGGAAAGGCAGCGGAUGCCCAGUCUGUCGAUACACGCAAGACGAUUUUCGUAGAGGUUCCACCGCCGCGACAGGCGACGAGGAACCCGCUGAGUGCAGCGUCUGCCACACAGAGGAUAAUCUCUGGGCGUGUCUCAUCUGUGGCUCCGUCGGCUGUGGUCGUUACGAUGGCGCCCACGCCUUUGAUCACUGGAAGCAAACCUCGCACGCCUUCGCCAUAGAUCUCCAUUCCCAGCGCGUAUGGGACUAUGUCGGUGACGCUUACGUCCACCGAAUCAUCCAGAGCAAGACAGACGGCAAGCUCGUCGAGCUGCCCGCCGCCGACCACUCCGCACUCGAUCCACCCGACUGGGCCGACGCGGUGCCGCGCGAGAAACUGGAGAACAUGAGCGUGGAAUACACCCACCUCCUCACUUCCCAACUGGAAAGUCAGCGCGCAUACUUUGAGGAAAUCGUCGAACGAGCCGCAGACAAGGCCUCUCAAGCCAGCGCUGCCGCCACCGCCGCCGAGAAUGCAGCUAGUGCAGCGACAGCUCGACUGGCCGAGCUGCAGACCCAAUUCGACGCCCUCUCCUCCGAGUCGCUACCGAGCAUGGAGCGCGAACGAUCCCGUCUGGAAAAACGCGCGGAGAAAUUUGAAUCCCUUGCGCGUCGCUUGGAAAAGGAUUACCGUGAAGAAAAGACGAUGAAUUCCAGCCUGAUGGAGAAACUGGACCAUGUGUCGGGGGAGAACCUGUCUCUGAAGGGUGAAAUUGAAACCUUGAAGGCGGAGAUUUUGGAUCUGCAGGAGCAGAAUCGCGAUUUGACCUUUUUCAUCAGUGGGAGUCAGAAAUUGCAAGGGGCGGGCGAGGAUAUUGAGCAGGGAACAGUUAGUGUGCCUGAUCCUCCUCCGGGUACGGAAUCGGGGAAGAAGAAGAGGAAUCGAGGGAAGGGGAGGAGAUGA